AUGGUUGGAAAGAAUGGAGCAGGUUUUAGAAAGCUGCAGAGGCCGAGGCGAUUUUCCGCCAAAGACAACCUCGAUGCAGUCACAGACCCAACCAAAGACCCCGAGGAGCUCUAUCAAGACGGCGGCGAAACCUGUGGUAGAACUCAUGGUGGGGUUUGUUACAGAGCUACUGGUGCGUGUUUUAACUGUGGAGGGAGCGGACAUUUCGCUAAGGAUUGCACUAGUCCGCGCCGGUCUGGGUCUUUCACUACAUCUGAAGGAUCAGCUCAAGUCUCUGCACCCAGAGGGUCACAAUCAGCUGCUAGAGGCAGAGGCAGAGGUAGGGGUCCUGGUAACACCCCUGGAAGUCAGAGCACUGUUAACCAGCCAGCAUCCAGUGGCGCACCAGUUAGAGUGUAUACCAUGCGUCAGAGGGAAGAGGCUGAAACAUCAGACGUUGUGGCUGUUGAAAAGAAUAUCGGGAAGGAACCCGAGGAAACGAGUCGAGGCUAAGGGACGACUCGCUUGAG
Hevea brasiliensis (rubber tree) is the source of this 509-nucleotide messenger RNA. RefSeq lists its product as uncharacterized. Lineage: Eukaryota; Viridiplantae; Streptophyta; Magnoliopsida; Malpighiales; Euphorbiaceae. Gene Ontology annotation, molecular function: zinc ion binding; nucleic acid binding. The coding region runs from base 1 to 492 and encodes 163 amino acids. The transcript is spliced from 3 exons. The record is from RefSeq and is a predicted model, not a curated record.